Messenger RNA from Micromonas commoda, 984 nucleotides. RefSeq lists its product with no specific name. Bases 1 to 984 code for a protein of 327 amino acids. The transcript has a single exon. NCBI's taxonomy places the organism in Eukaryota, Viridiplantae, Chlorophyta, Mamiellophyceae, Mamiellales, Mamiellaceae. The record is from RefSeq and is a predicted model, not a curated record.
AUGAGGGUCCUCAUCGUCGGAGGCAGCGGGUAUCUCGGUCAAUUUCUGCUGAAGUAUCUUCUCGAGCGUCCCGAAGAUGAGGUGAUCGCGGUUGGGUACACAUACGCGGACGAGAACGCCGGUCCUAUCGACCACCCUCUUACCAAAAUCGACAGGUGCCGAGCCUUUCGGGUAGACGCUGCGACCGGGGAGGGUAUGGACGCUUGCGUGCGUGCGAUGGCGCCGCUUGAUCUAGUGGUUAACUGUGCUGCCAUGUCUAGCCCUGGAAAGUGCGAAAAGGAAGCCGAGCUGGCGAUGAACCUGAACGUCCCGACGCACCUGUGCAGGACGCUGUUAGAACAUAACCAAAAAAGUGAAGCGAUCGCGCCACUUCUGGUGCACCUGUCGACGGACCAGGUGUACGACGGUGAAUCUCCCAACAGCGUCGAGGAUGUCAACGCUCCGUCACCAGUAAACACGUACGGUCGGAGUAAGCUCAACGCGGAGUUACACAUCGCUGAGAAUUACGUCGCAGGGCGGCACGUCUCGCUGAGGAGCUCGAUCAUUACGGGAUCACAACCCCCUCUUCGUCCGGUGUCCAGGCCGUUGUUUCACGAUUUCAUCGUGAAUUCACUAAAGGGGGAUGAGGCCGUGACGUUCUUCGAGGACGAGUAUAGGUGUCCCAUCGCUGCGGUGGACAUCGUCGCGCACAUCGUGGCGCUGAGUAAACUGGCGGGUAAGGAUGCGAAGACCGAUUGGCUCAUGCGGUAUAAUAUGGGCGGUCCGGACCGGUUGAGCCGCGUGGACAUGGCGAGACAAACUGCGGAGGUCCUCGGCGUGAGCGACGCCAACGUGGAGGCUGUGUCGAGCGCUAGCGUUGACAGGGGUGUGAUAUCUCCCGCCGACAUCUCGAUGUUGAGCAACAAGCUUAACUCGCUUACUUUGGUAUCGCCGAUGGGAUGGAAGGACCAGAUGCGGCUUGCCCUCGGGAUGGCUAAGAUGUAG